This is a messenger RNA of Camellia sinensis, 1981 nucleotides long. Its product is annotated as sugar transporter ERD6-like 7. Gene Ontology annotation, molecular function: sugar transmembrane transporter activity. Gene Ontology annotation, cellular component: membrane. Gene Ontology annotation, biological process: carbohydrate transport; transmembrane transport. The record is from RefSeq and is a predicted model, not a curated record. NCBI's taxonomy places the organism in Eukaryota, Viridiplantae, Streptophyta, Magnoliopsida, Ericales, Theaceae.
UGCAUCAAACCCUUCUCAGACUCCCCACUGGUAAGAUAGGAACCUUAUGCAGUGGGACCGUCCCUUUUUUUUUAGCCUACUUAGCCAACAAACUACAAUCAAGACAUUAUUUGAUAAGAGAGAAAUCAAUGUAGAAAUUUUAAAAGGUUCAUUUUUUUAGUCCUAGCAGUUACAUCCACUAGUCUUCCAUAUAUGAGCAAAAUUUUCUUCUACUAGCUUAGUUAUAUUUAGCCAUAGAGAUAAACGUACCAGAUAGGAAAGAUGGGCAACAGGCAGGAGGUACAGCAAGGUGAGAACAGCUUGCAAGAAGAGAUAAGGGAGCUACUUAUACCAGAAGACAAGAAUCAAGCUGAUGAAGAAGAUGGCUAUGGUGCCAAAGAUCAGAGCCACAAAAGCAGUACUGCGGAGCAUGAAUGGAUGGUUUACCUUAGUACCUUUGUCGCAGUGUGUGGUUCUUAUGCAUUUGGAACCUGUGCAGGUUAUUCAUCACCUACUCAGUCGGCCAUCACGGAUGAUCUCGAUCUAUCACUAGCAGAGUACUCAUUGUUUGGUUCCAUAUUGACUUUUGGUGCGAUGAUUGGUGCAAUUACAAGUGGACCCAUAGCUGAUUUCAUUGGUCGCAAAUGGGCAAUGAGAGUGUCUAGCGGUUUCUGCGUUGCUGGCUGGCUAGCCAUAUACUUUGCUGAGGGGGCUUUAGUUUUAGUCAUUGGAAGACUAGCAACAGGAUAUGGAAUGGGAGUCUUUUCCUAUGUGGUACCUGUAUUUAUAGCUGAAAUAUCACCCAAGAAUCUGCGAGGAGCAUUAACAACCCUAAAUCAGCUCAUGAUUACUGCAGGUGUCUCUGUUUCCUACAUAAUUGGGACAGUGCUGACAUGGAGAGUUUUAGCAUUAAUAGGGCUAAUUCCAUGUGCCAUUCUGCUAUUGGGUCUCUUUUUGAUUCCAGAGUCUCCCAGAUGGUUGGCAAAGAUAGGACAUCAGAAAGAUUUUGAAGCUGCACUACAGAGACUCCGUGGCAAGGAUGCUGAUAUAUCUGAGGAGGCAGCUGAAAUCCAAGUUUACAUAGAAACCCUUCAACGGCUCCCCAAGGCCAAACUGCUGGAUUUGUUUCAAAGAAGAUACUUGCGCUCAGUCUUUAUUGGAGUUGGACUGAUGGUUUGUCAACAAUUGGGGGGAAUCAAUGGAAUCUGUUUCUAUGUCGCCAGUAUUUUCGAUGCAGCAGGAUUUCCUUCCAGCACUGGAACUAUAAUCUACGCAUGUAUUCAGGUACCUAUUACUGCUCUAGGUGCAACCUUAAUCGACAAAGCUGGAAGAAAACCCCUUUUAUUGGUUUCUGGAUCAGGAUUGGUUAUAGGUUGUGCGCUAACAGCGAUUUCAUUCUAUCUAAAGGUCCAUGAAAUAGCAGUUGAUGCAUCACCAAUACUUGCUGUAACUGGCAUACUGGUAUACAUAGGAUCAUUUUCAGUAGGAAUGGGGGCAGUGCCUUGGGUUAUAAUGUCUGAGAUAUUCCCAAUAAAUGUAAAGGGGGUAGGUGGAAGCUUAGCAACAUUGGUGAAUUGGUUCAUUGCAUGGUUGGUGUCCUACACUUUUAAUUAUCUCAUGACCUGGAGCUCUUGCGGUACCUUCAUCCUUUAUGGUGCAAUCAACAUACUGGCUAUCUUGUUCAUUGUUAUAGUGGUUCCUGAAACAAAAGGGAGAAGUUUGGAACAGAUACAGGCUGCCAUCAAUGUUUAAAAAAAAGGACGAGAAGGAAGAACCAUUAUUUCCAAAUAAGUUUUAAUUUGAAAUUUUGAAUCUCAUUGAACUUCUUAAGACAGAGAAGAUGGUUCAAAGCCACAAAAUGAAAGGUGGAACUCAGUAUUUGAACAUUUUAUCCAUGAGACAGAAGUGAAAUCAUCAAGGUUUGCUUUAUGUCCCUAUAUCAUUUUGACGUACAAUUUUUUCAUAGCCUCAUAAAUGGGAAUCACAAAGCAAUUAUAUGUAA